CAAGAUAUCGCCAGUGAAAUUUCCCAGCUCAGAAAAUAAUCAAAAUGGCCGAUACUUGGACUCAUCUUGUGCGGUUCUACCACAACGGAAUCCCUACCUUUGGCCAAUUAGUCGACUCUUAUGAUGGCGGAGACCUUCCUGAUACAUUCAAGGUGAAGGUUGCGAGCGGUGAUCCAGUCAAUGCAACCAUCAAGUACACUGGCGAAACCGCCGAAGUGGUGAAGAAGGAUCUCCUGGCGCCGGUUGCGAACGUCCCGAUUGUCAUCAACGUUGGGUUGAACUACAGCGAUCACAUUGAGGAGUCGCAAUUCCAUCUUGCAGAUCUUGCCGCCCCAAUUCCUUACAUUUUCUACCGACCCACCGAGUCAAUCGCUGCGCCCUACCAGGAUGUCAGGGUAUACAAGGUGCAACAAGAAUGCCUCGACUACGAAGGCGAAAUGGUAUUCCAAACGGACAGGUUUCCCCUGAGGGAUAUUUCCGUGGAGGAAGCGUCGAAGCACAUCAUUGGUUUCUCAGUCGGAAAUGACUUCUCGCCUCGUCCUGGCAAAGUACUCGGCAAGAUGAAUUUCAUCUACUCGAAAGCCUUCGAUGACUGGACUCCAGUUGGGCCGGUGCUGGUGAACCCGAGCGUGGUGGGAGACCUGCCGCAGCUCGAUCUGAAAACCACAGUGAAUGGAAAGGUGAAGCAGUCGAGCAACACGAAGAACAUGAUCUUCAAUGUUGCCGAGAUUCUAUCGAACAUGUCUGUGGGCCAUACUGUUGCUCCCGGAACGGUCGUCUUCUCUGGAACAUGUUCCGGCGGUGAAUGGUUUGCGGCCCAGGGUAAGGGAGGUUAUAAAUCUGGAUUGGUAAACGGGGAUGUCGUUGAGGUCGAGCUUGCUAAGCUCGGCAAGAUCCGCACCAAGGUCGUGCUUGACGAGUAAAUAUAUCUAUCCGAAGCAGCUGAGAAAGCUCAAUCGUGAAUGUUACCACAUAGCUCAACAUGAGCUGCAAAUCAAUGAAUGGU
This is a messenger RNA of Mytilinidion resinicola, 1006 nucleotides long. RefSeq lists its product as uncharacterized. Gene Ontology annotation, molecular function: hydro-lyase activity. The record is from RefSeq and is a predicted model, not a curated record. The transcript is spliced from 3 exons. The coding region runs from base 45 to 923 and encodes 292 amino acids. NCBI's taxonomy places the organism in Eukaryota, Fungi, Ascomycota, Dothideomycetes, Mytilinidiales, Mytilinidiaceae.